CCAUAAAACAGGAUUGCUGGAAAGGGGGGGGGGGGCGAUAAACUGCAGACGCCUCUUAUCACCUGCGAUUCAGCAGGUGAUCAGCUCAGUGUUGCUUCUCAGGCUUUGGGAAUACACAACCGAGCCGUCAUGGAGGAAACCGCUGGUCUGAUCCGGACCGGACUCCUCGUUUUCUCUGUUUGUGUGUGUGUCGUUACCAGUAGUCCUGUAGGUACUUCAACCAUAAAUUGUGAACAAGGCAGCGAUCAGCUUGUGGGUUCAGUGGAUGAAGGAUAUGCAGGAGAGGUGGAGGUGGUGAGCGGGAUCACGGCAGGAAGCGGUGUGAAGCUGGUGUCCCACAUCUUCCCGGCCCACCUGGAGUACCUGGAGCUGAGCUUCACCCCCGGAGACACCAGCGCCACCGUUCGCACCAAGAAGACCCUGGACGCAGACACGCUGGCAGCCAGCGACAGCACCUUGUAUUACUCCGUCAUGUGUGACGACGUCAUCAAGCUCAACAACACUCGGAAACUGAAGAUCAACGAUCUCAACGACAACAGCCCCGUGUUUGAAGAGAAGUCUUACAGCGUUUCUCUCUCUGAGACCCAACAGGUGGAGAGCGAGGUUCUCCGAGUGAAAGCCACAGACGGAGACAGCACCCCCGCAAACAACGUGGUGACAUAUUCCAUGGCACCAACGUCAGAGGACUUCAUUGUGACCAACUCCGGUGCUUUUAUUUUGAAGAGGCGUUUGAACUACAAUUUAGUGCAAAACUACAACUUCCUUGUGACGGCCAAGGACAACUGGGGGUUAAACGACACCGCCACCGUGACGAUCAACGUACUCGACUUCGACAACCUAAAUCCGUAUUUCAGCCACAGUGUGUACCGGUCCUUUAUUCCAGAGAAUCAGGAGGGGCCUUUCCGGACCGUUGAGCCAGAGGCGAUAAAGGCUCAGGAUGGAGACGUCGGGAUCAACGUGACUUUAACCUACAGCAUCAGUGCAGUGUCUCCAGACCAGUAUGGGGGACACUUCCACAUGGACCCCAGCAGCGGAGUCAUGACGGUGCUGACUGCUUUGGACCGAGAGGAGAUGGGCAGCGGCGUGAUCUCCGUCAGCAUCAAGGCGACUCAGACCGACGACGGUUUGAAGACGGCGGACGCGGUGGUGUCGGUCACCGUCGAGGACCUGAACGAUAAUCCUCCAGAGUUUGACCAGUCCGACUACUCCGUUACACUUCUGGAGAAUUCUCCCGUUGAUGCGGUUCUGUUCAAAGCCGUCGUCACCGACAUGGACCAGGGAGGAUUUGUGGGAGAUUUGCAGAUCUUUCCAGGAUCUUCUCCUUUCUCUAUCGGCGCUGACGGGACGGUCCGAGUGAAGAACUCCACCGUUCUGGACAGAGAGACCACGGAAAGAUUCACAUUUCAGAUCAAAGCGACUGAGACGGAUCCACCCAACAACGCUGCAGAGGUGCAAGUCAGUGUGUCUCUUCUGGAUGAGAAUGACAACAGUCCCGCGUUCACCAGCAAGACGUACGAGGGGAAAGUGUUUGCAAACCAAACCGUGGGAAUGUCUCUGGUCCAGGUUAAGGCAGAAGAUCCAGAUGCUGAUCAGAACGGGCGGAUCAAAUACUCUCUCGAGUUCGGCAACAACGACGGAUACUUCUCAAUUGAGGAAAACAGUGGAGACAUCACGCUGGCUAAAAUCAUUCCCCUGGUGGAGAACAAGAUGUUGGAGUUCCCUCUCUACAUAACAGCCAGAGACGGGGGAACCAUGUCCCGCUCCUCCUCAGCACAGGUUAACAUUCGUGCUCCUGGUGCCUCUAAUCCUCAGUUUUUACACAAAGUCUACCGUGGCACAGUGGAAGAAGAGCAGGAAACAGGAGUUGUCAUUCUUAGGGUGGCCUUCAUGGCGGUAGAUGCUGAGAUUCCUGUGACUCUCCGAGUUGAUACAGAAGCCGACAAGUUCGCCAUCUCCUCCGGUGGUGAAUUCAGCACUAAAGUGAAGCUGGACUACGAUGAGGCUCCUCACAACUACUCUGUGACGAUCUCCAUCUCUGACGGAGUCAGCAGCGACAGUGCAGUCGUGGAGGUUCAAGUCACCGACGUCAACGACAACAGUCCUGUUUUUACCUCGGAUUCUGUCACAGAAUCAGUCCCAGAGGACGCAGACGUAGGGUCCAAUGUGACUGUUGUUCUCGCUACAGACAAAGACAGCAGCUUCAACCAGGAGAUCAGAUACUCUCUGAGAGGAGGAGAGGGGAAGUUCUCUGUCCAUCCUGUGUCUGGGAUGGUGAGUGUGACUGGACCACUGGACAGGGAGACUAAGACAGAGUACAGCCUGCAGAUGGUGGCUGAAGACCAGGGUCGUCCAGCCAGGUCGGCCACAGCCUCCCUGCUGUUGGACUCUUCCAGCGGGACUCUGCAGCUGGCCCAGCCUCUGGACUACAGCGAGGUGAAGGUGUACAGCCUCGUGGUUCAGGCCUCCGAUGGAGGGACUCCCUCCCUGGUUGGGAACGGCUCCGUGGUGGUGAAGAGCUACGACGUGGCCGUCCCUGAGAACCUGGCCAGCGGGGCGUCCAUCCUGACCCUGGAGGUCACGGACCGGGAUGAGGGCGGAUUCUCCGCUGGUUACUUCCUCUACACCAGUGAUACCUUUGACAUCAACAAACAAGGAGUGGUCUCGCUGAGGAGGGACGUCACCUUGGACCGAGAGACAAAGGACAGAUACAUGUUACAGGUGGAGGCGGUGGACCAGCCCGUUGACGGCCUGCGAUCAACGGCUCAGCUCAACAUCACCGUCCUGGACUACAACGACAACUCCCCCCAGUUCCCGAGGAUCCCGGACCCGCUGCAAAUCCCCGAGGGCGUGUACUCGGAGGACGCUCCAGGAGAGGUUUUCACCUUUGUGCCAACAGACGCAGACCUCGGGCCCAACGGAGAGGUGGCCCUCUCCCUCCUCUCCCCCCACCCACUCUUCAGAUUCACAGAGGACGGGACGUUGCUGGCUGUCGGCUCUCUGGAUCGGGAGAGCAGGGAAACGUACGAGCUGCUCGUGAAGGCCUCGGAUAAAGGCACCCCCCCGAGAGAGAACGUCACCAGCGUCCGAGUGAGCCUCCAAGACGUCAACGACAACCGACCCGAGUUCAGCUCCAGCAGCUACGUCAGCAGCAUCCUCCUGAAAGACGCCGCGGAGGGGACGCUGCUGCUGACGCUGCACGCCAGGGACGGGGACGCCGGGGACAACUCGCUCAUCACCUACAGUUUCUCUGCAGGAAGUUCUCCGUAUUUGACCUUGAACAGCGAGAGCGGAGACGUGACGUUGACCUCUGACCUCGCUGAUGUCACAGAGGACACCACCCUGGUGCUGACGGCCAUGGCCGAAGACCACGGCCAGCCUCCUCUCAACGCCACAGCUCGGGUCGUGGUGAAUCUGCGGGUGGUCAGCCUGGUGGAGGGCGUGGCUUUCCGGAGCUCCUCCUACAACUUCAGCGUCCCCGAGAACCAGCCGGGGGGGGCGGGGGUGGUGGGGACCGUCUGGGCCUCCGCAGGAAGUGACCUUUACGACGUCGCCUACACACUGACCACACACGCUGACCUGUUCUCCGUGGACGCCAGCGGAGCCGUCCGCACCAGAGCCCAGCUGGACAAGGAAGACCAGGACUGGUACAUCCUGGACGUGGAGGCCGUGGACACAAGGACCCCCCCUACGUCAGCCACUGCAAUGCGAGGCGACGUGACUUACCUCUGGAGGGGCGUGACCUCGCGGAUCACAGAGGACACCACCCGGGUCGGGCCGCCAGGGCGAGGGAAAGACCCCGGCCAGCCUUCCUCCAAACCACAGCGGAUAGGCCGUCCGCACCAGGACCCAGCGUACAAGGAAGACCAUGACACGGGUACAUCCUGGACGUGGAGUCCGUGGACACAAGGACCCCCCCCUACGUCAGGCCACUGCAAUGUUCAGGGUUCGGUGGAGGACGUGAACGGACGCCACAGUUUCUCUCGUCGCUGUCUAUAA
Molecule: messenger RNA, 3996 nt
Organism: Etheostoma spectabile (orangethroat darter)
Lineage: Eukaryota; Metazoa; Chordata; Actinopteri; Perciformes; Percidae
Product: protocadherin-16
Exons: 27
Coding region: 130-3996 (1288 amino acids)
Biological process (GO): homophilic cell-cell adhesion
Cellular component (GO): plasma membrane
Molecular function (GO): calcium ion binding
Source: RefSeq, a predicted model, not a curated record